GUAGAUACUACAGCCUGUGGAGGCGCUUGGACCACUGGUGCUUUGGAGAUUACUGGAGACGCGAACUGUUUUCAGCGCGCGUACACUGAACUACCCAAAGGCGUUUGGGAGGAGUCCUUGCCAAAACGAUGCACGCAUUGUCUUAAGAACGAGGAAGCACCAGAUAUUUGAUAGGUACAGGAAGAAGGAGAAAUUUGUGAACAGGGUUUUCUCUGGCGUGGCGUUUUUGUUUAAACGGCAGAUUAAAACCUGGAUAACCUUCACAGACUGCAACAAACGGACUCAUAAAAGUUGCGACUGGAGUAUUACUGUAGUUUCUGUUAUACACUCGAAAUCAGUGCUGUAGGCUAUCUGGAUUUUUAACGCACUGAAGGGAAACAUUCAGUUGCAUCGACAGUACCUUAUUUUAAUUGUAUUGUAUAGCCUUUCACGGCAGUUGCACAUCUUACUCUGCCACUACACACAAUAUUUACUGACACAUGCUUCAGAGCAGCCUCACGUUGAUAAGAAAGGAAAGAAAAAGGGCGCAUAGCAUAUUUUGUUCGAGAUAGUAUACGGGCUGUUUAUGUGUACAUUAGAGUCGCUAUCUGAUAUCUGACCAGCGGUACGCGGCUCUAGCAUCACCGCUCAAUAUCGAGGACUGAACAGCUCAAUUACCAACAUGACGGAUGGACCGAGACAAAGAGGCAGCGCAGCCCCGAGCACCAGCGAGGAUGCAGCCGCAGACACGGGGAAUGCUGCAGGACAGUCAUCGGUGGCGUUGAAGAAGGAGAUUGGUCUCGUCAGUGCUUGUGGCAUUAUUGUCGGUAAUAUUAUUGGCUCUGGAAUCUUUGUCAGCCCAAAGGGAGUGUUGGAAAAUGCCAGUUCAGUGGGCCUGGCCCUCAUCGUAUGGAUCAUUACAGGCGUUAUAACAGCGAUCGGCGCACUCUGCUACGCUGAGCUGGGUGUUACCAUCCCCAAAUCUGGAGGCGACUACUCUUAUGUCAAGGACAUCUUCGGAGGGCUGGCGGGGUUUCUGCGGUUGUGGAUUGCCGUGUUGGUGAUCUACCCCACUAACCAGGCGGUUAUUGCUCUCACCUUCUCCAACUACGUCCUGCAGCCUCUGUUCCCCACCUGCUUCCCCCCUGAGAAUGGUCUGCGUCUGCUUGCUGCCAUCUGCUUGUUGCUGCUGACUUGGGUGAAUUGCGCUAGCGUGCGCUGGGCAACACGAGUACAGGAUGUCUUCACUGCAGGGAAACUUCUGGCCCUCAUUCUUAUCAUCAUCAUGGGCAUCAUACAAAUCUGCAAGGGCGAGUAUUACUGGUUGGAGCCGGCCAAUGCAUUCGAGCCGUUUCAAGACUAUGAUGUCGGUCUGAUCGCUCUAGCAUUUCUACAGGGGUCCUUCGCCUACGGUGGCUGGAAUUUCCUCAAUUAUGUCACAGAGGAACUCGUCGACCCCUAUGUGAACCUUCCCCGUGCUAUCUUCAUCUCCAUUCCCCUUGUGACCUUUGUGUACGUUUUUGCUAACAUUGCUUACGUCACUGCCAUGAGCCCUCAGGAACUACUGGCCUCUAAUGCUGUAGCUGUGACGUUUGGUGAGAAGCUGUUGGGAGUGAUGUCAUGGAUCAUGCCCAUCUCUGUGGCCUUGUCCACAUUUGGGGGGGUCAACGGCUCCCUCUUCACCUCCUCUCGGUUGUUCUUCGCGGGUGCACGUGAAGGUCAUCUACCUAGCUUACUGGCUAUGAUUCAUGUGAAGCGCUGCACCCCAAUUCCAGCCCUGCUCUUCACUUGCAUCUCAACACUUCUGAUGCUGUGCACCAGUGACAUGUACACACUCAUCAACUAUGUGGGUUUCAUCAACUACCUCUUCUACGGUGUCACUGUUGCGGGGCAGAUCGUGCUGCGGGUUAAACAACCAGAUAUGCACCGGCCAAUUAAAAUCAGUCUGGUGUGGCCUGUCAUCUAUCUGCUGUUCUGGGCCUUCCUGUUGAUUUUCUCUCUGUACUCGGAGCCUGUGGUGUGUGGCAUUGGCUUGGCCAUCAUGCUUACUGGAGUCCCUGUCUAUUUCUUGGGCGUGUACUGGGACAACAAACCACAGUGUUUCAAUACAUUUGUUGACAAGAUGACAUACCUGGGUCAGAAGUUUUGUGUAGUGGUCUACCCAGUGGAGGACAAGAAGAAAAACGAUGAGUCUGUAGAAGAGAUCGAACUGAAGGAACAGUCGGUUCCACUGUCAGCCGAGGAUGAGCAGACACCGAAAUCAGCUGACUGCUGAACAGACAUAUGGAGACAUACUUAUUCACUCACAUACGGGCAGCCAGAUUUAUUCAGAUAGGCACUGGAAAUCAAACUCAGAUUUUUCACAUACCUCUGUAUUUUGCCUUUUCAUAAAGAGGGGGUUGCACUGGAGUGCAGUGGCUAAGCUCAGGAGACUAGCUGCUCCACAUGUCAUGUGGUUCUGCUGUAGUGGUCUUAUACAAUGUUCUCCGUUCUCUCUAGUUGCUAGUCUCUUAGCAACUGCUUUCUACUCCAUUGGCUGUGCAACAGAAUUGCAACAUUAAAAUGUGGGAUGACAUAAAGCUCUAGAAUGUAUUACUUAAAAACACUGAUUUGGAAGGGUCUGCAUUUAAAAAAAAAAAAACCUUUCUGAAACAUUAUUUUUUCUAUGAGAAUUAGAAUUCCGUUUCGUUUAUGCUAAAAAUGCCAGAAUACAUCAUGGCUUCGCCUGAAACAGUGGCAGGGUUCAUUUUAUUUAUUUCUUUGUUAUUGAGUACAUUCUAAUGUUCUAAUUCUUACCCCCUCUUUAUUUUUCCUUGUUUUAGUUAUCUCCCAACACUCCCAGGAAUAAAUGUUUUUUAUAAGCCAAAGCUGUAUUUUAAUUUGACAUUUUUUAAUUUCAAGUGUAUUUCCUGUUCUAAUCAUAUUCCUUUUUGUCAUUAUGAAAUGAUUGAUUUUUUUUUUACAUUUUAUUUUCUCCGUUUUCUUUCCUGAAGGAAAGCUCUGGGAUCUUUUUUUAAUCAUCAUAUUUUUAAGGCAUAUAUAGAAGAACCAAUUGUGGUGGUUCAGAGUAGAUUUCUACCAGGUUACUCUGGUACUGAUACAAUUUAAGCUCUUUUAUUUGCCUUGAAACUUUUACAUAAACUGUAUAAAGUUAUUAUCACUGUUGAAGAGUAUUUUUCUUCUGUGCUCAGUGAAAACUUAAAGAUUCCGUUGUGAAAUUAAGUGUUGCAAUGGUAUCUUCAUUCUGUGUGGACUUUACACAGAGAAUAUGGCUCCUGACGCCAUCGGCUUUAUAGCCACAGUCAUAACCUGCAGGUUUGCUUUCAUGCAGCCUAAUUGUUUCACAAGUAUAUACACAAAUAUAUAUUCAAAAUUGCAGAGCGUUUGGUUAUAUAUGGCGAAAAAAAGAAAAAGAAAAACAGUAGUGAUGCAUAGAUAGUGUCUGUGAUGUAGCUGAAAGCCUGUGAGAAUGUAAUAGUUCUGGUCCUGUCAUUUAUUAUGUGAAUAUUCAAAAACUUGAAAUCAAUUAUGUCAGAAGAGCUUGUUAAAUCAGUCUUAUAAUGCACAAUAUAUUAUAAUUGUGUAGGUGGACUGUAGAUGUUAAUGUAGGUGCAGUACAAGGGACUAGAAUCAAUCGAUCAAGCUAACAUAGUCUGGAUGAUUACAUGAAUAUACUAAAUAAUUGAACUACACACCUGAAUGGAGAGCCUUAAAGAUAAUUAAUUUUCUAAUAAAAUUACUUAAAAUAUAUAAUAUAACUGUAAGUAAAUAAUAUAUGCUCAGUUCAAGAAUACAUGAUUGAAGUGUUCAGUAUGUAUGUCACUUGUCCACACAAGCGUGUAAGGCUUUUUAGUGGUCACAGGGUCUUUUUUAUUGUGCCUCUGUAUUGAUGUCACACCUUUACCCACUUGUGAAGACUAUGGAAAAGUGCCAAUUGUUCUUUGUUUUAUUGCAGAUCUGUAGUGUGUAGGUGCUGUAUAAAAAUCAGUGUAAUUCACUGCACAUCCAUUUUGCAUGAGCUUAACCCCCCACAUUCCUUAGAGACUACAAUAUCAAAUCUAUAACCUUCGUACUUCCACAAGAAUCACUGCCUUUUGGUUCCUCUGUCCUAAUCAGGCAGCAAAGAGGCCUGUUAUCAUCCAUUAUUCAACUGACUGCGUAAACUUUAAUCAUUGUAUGUAUCAUCAAAGGUGCAGAGCAUCUUUGGUUGUAGUGAUGCUGCUCCUGAGCUGUGCCUCAGUAAUCAGCACUGCCUACUCUGUGCUAAACACAAACACUAUGUAUAUUUUAUAUGGAAGCUGCAAUUCUGAUUGUGCUGCAAUAUUUGACUCCUUUCCACACACACACACACUAUCAUACAGGUGAUACCAAAAGCCAUGCAAAAUUAAUUGUCACAUAUUUGAUUGUCACAUUAGUAACAAAUGAUUGAUGUUAAUAUUUUGAAUGUCCUCACAAUUACAUAAAAAUCAAAAAGAGAAUGACUUUUAGAGAUUAUAUUAAGAUAUGUACAGUUUAAAAGGAUAAAGACCAUAAAGCUCAAAUUACCACUUACACAACUGGGGCUGAACGUUUUGUACCAGAGUCUUCUUGUUUAGUAUAUGUUUUGUAUUUGUUUGAACAGUAUAUAUUAAAAGACAAAUAAAUCUAUAUGCUGAACCAGG
Molecule: messenger RNA, 4640 nt
Organism: Sinocyclocheilus rhinocerous
Lineage: Eukaryota; Metazoa; Chordata; Actinopteri; Cypriniformes; Cyprinidae
Gene: slc7a8a
Product: solute carrier family 7 member 8a
Exons: 11
Coding region: 662-2254 (530 amino acids)
Biological process (GO): amino acid transmembrane transport; neutral amino acid transport
Cellular component (GO): membrane
Molecular function (GO): neutral L-amino acid transmembrane transporter activity; L-amino acid transmembrane transporter activity
Source: RefSeq, a predicted model, not a curated record